CCACCCCCCAAUGGACUACUUAGAUGCCACUCAGUCGUAAAGAAACAUCACUUUAGCAGUGGGCUUUAUAAUUUUCUACAGGGAGUGAGUGUACUCAUCCUAGCUAACUGACAGUGUAAAAGGGUUCUUACAGAGGUCCUAUUGGUGGUUACUUUUACAGGACACAUUUAUGGGGCGUAAGUAAGGAGAUUCAACAAGAGCUAAAAACUCAUCGAAAUCAUUUGUAGACAAGAUAGCUUAACAUUAGUAGUGUAGGGUCAUCACUAUCCAAGGACAUGGUCUUGUCGGGGACAGGAUUACCACAGUGUAGACUGUGAUGGAUAGCGACCUAAGUGGAGACGCCACCACUGGAUCUGCAAUUUCACUGGAGAUGAGCAUCAUGGGAAGGUUUUUCAGAACUUCUCACAUUUUGGAGAAAUGUUGAGGAUAAGGACUCCAGCUUGUGAAAAAUAAACUGUGUGGAAAUGACAAGGCCAUAGGUUCCUGUUUUGGAUCACUCUGUAGGACUGAGCCUAUGAGUGAGCCACUAUGGGGGACUGGAACUUGUUGGGCAAGCUGCUGGAGAGUGCCCAGGAGCACUCCAGUGUAGUGGGCAAGGUCUGGCUGACCGUGCUCUUCAUCUUCAGGAUCCUGGUGUUGGGAGCUGCAGCUGAGAAGGUGUGGGGUGACGAGCAGUCUGGCUUCACCUGCGACACCAAGCAGCCUGGUUGUCAGAAUGUCUGCUAUGACAAGACUUUCCCCAUCUCUCACAUCCGCUUCUGGGUGCUGCAGAUCAUCUUCGUGUCCACACCCACUCUGAUCUACCUGGGCCACAUCCUGCACCUGGUGCGCAUGGAGGAGAAACAGAAGCAGAAGGAGAAAGACUUGGCUGCGCAGCUGGCCAUCCACAAUGACAAGCAGCAACUGGUGCCCGACACUAAGCCCAAGAAGCCCCCCGUCAGGGACGAUCAGGGCCGCAUCCGCCUGCGAGGCGUCCUGCUGCGCACCUAUGUCUUCAACAUCAUCUUCAAGACCCUGUUCGAGGUGGGAUUUAUCGUAGUUCAGUACCUGCUGUAUGGGUUUGAGCUGAAGCCACUGUACACCUGUAACCGCUCACCCUGCCCCAACAUGGUGAACUGCUACAUCUCCAGGCCCACAGAGAAGACCAUCUUCAUCCUCUUCAUGCUGGCAGUGGCGUUCAUCUCGCUGCUGCUGAACCUAGUGGAGAUGUAUCACCUGGGGUUCACCAAGUGCCGCCAGGGCCUCCGGUACAGACGCGCCCAGUCCACAUGUGAGGCAGGGUACAAGACCCCCAGCGAGGCAGUGGUGCCCUUUGUCCCGAACUAUAACUACUUCCCCAGGCACCACCCAGCCCCUGAGCCCUACCAUGCAGACCAGUACAUCUUGACUAAGCCUGACUCUGCCUACCACCCCUACAGCAGCAAAGUGGCCUACAAGCAGAACAGAGACAACCUGGCCGUAGAGAGGAACAGUAAACCAGAAGGGAGUGACACCACAGAAAUGAAAGGCUCCAGUUCUGCUCCAGGGUCGCCUGCAGAGAACCAACGGCGACCCAGUCGAUCCAGCAAGCACAGCAAUAAUAAGACCAGACUAGACGAUCUAAAGAUCUGAGGGACAGUUAUGGCGUAUUUCCACCACAGGGUUUUAUACAGGUGCUUGGCCUAAAGAUCCAAACUUUUGUGUUUCCACCUCUGAGGUGGCGGGAAAAAAGUAUUGGGCCUUGGACCUAAUCUGACUUGGGGCCAGACUUGGGACUUGGGGCCAGAGUGGGACUGUCAGAGAGGCAUUCAAGCUGGAAUCCUUAAUGGUGAAACUGCCACGGCCGCUUGCGAUGUUAUAACAAAGAUGUUACUGCAAACAACGAACACUGUUUUUUCCUCCUCUGACAUCAUUGCACGCGGGAUAGCACAUCAGCAUAUGUAUUGACAUUUUUUUGACAAUUUCCCUAGUAUAAAACCAGGGUGUAUACACAACACAGGUAUCAGUCAAAAUGCAGCAUUAUCCCAUUUCUACACCCUAACAUCACCCUGUACCAAAGUAGACAAUGUGCCUUUCAUAGAAAACAUUGUAUCAAGAGAGCAAGAUUAUGGAAGGAACAAUAUGGAAGAUAAUGUUAUCUCCUCUCGUGACAUUCUCUAUCAGAAUGGACAGUCAUGUCUGCCUUAACAAAACAAAAAAUAUACCAGAUUUUACUUGAAUAAGAAACAUUUUAAAGAUAACAUUUAAGGGGUGAAAACAAAGACUUAAAGCAGGAUAAAAUCACCUCAUUUGUCAGGGGCCAGUAACAAAAACCUUUUGUAGAGGUUUACGUUCAUUUUGUUUACUUCUUCGGAGUAGUUCGUUCACAUUAAACAUUUUACUAAUGAAACAGAACUUCAACUGAAAAGCAUCAGAUGUAUGAGGCAUUCACUCAAUGCUGUGUGUCCUAUGUGCAGUGCUGCAAACAGAGGUGGCUUCAUGUUCUUUAGUUAUGUUACUGUACAGACCAAUCCCGUGGCCAGCAGACAAGACCCAAGUAUGACUCACACAGCUCCCAGAGGUAAAGGGUACUCCCUGGACAGGUGCUAUCUCUCUAUCUGGAGAGGGUUGCCAGGGAGUCUGUAUGCAAAGAGAGAGAGGCCAAUCGAACUCCAAAGUUUGAUUAAUUUUUUUGUUUGGGCAUAAAAAUAGCAACAGUUGGAGGUUUUCUCCCAUCAGCCAAACAUUUGCCAUGUAGAGUAUAAUAUUUCAAAGUGUUCAAGGCACGUUGUUUUCUUAUGAACCCUUAACAUGCUGAUUAUUCUGACUGGAAAUAAUGACAACGCAAAUGCUUGUUUGUUUGAUAUCGCUGUAUAAUCAUUUGGCAGACUACAUACCAGAAAGAGUUUACGUUUGUCUGUAAGAUACAGCAUGCAUUUAACUGAUUUUACAACCAUGAGUAAUGAAUUGUUUUUUAAUGAAAUAAUUUGUACAAGACAUUCAUUCUCGAUUCUAUAUGCAUUCUUUAAUUAGAAAAAGACAGAAAAUAAACGUUAUAGUACAUAUUCAACUUUUCUCAAGACAUUCAGGACUGAAAAUGCAAUAAAACAUACUAUUUUGUCAAUUAAAGACAAUCUAAGCAGGAUCAAAAUGAGAAGUAAAUAAAAACUAUUCUAUCA
Molecule: messenger RNA, 3137 nt
Organism: Coregonus clupeaformis (lake whitefish)
Lineage: Eukaryota; Metazoa; Chordata; Actinopteri; Salmoniformes; Salmonidae
Product: gap junction alpha-3 protein-like
Exons: 3
Coding region: 529-1611 (360 amino acids)
Biological process (GO): cell communication
Cellular component (GO): connexin complex
Source: RefSeq, a predicted model, not a curated record